Blepharisma stoltei is the source of this 2519-nucleotide messenger RNA. NCBI's taxonomy places the organism in Eukaryota, Ciliophora, Heterotrichea, Heterotrichida, Blepharismidae. The record is from the annotation of a GenBank genome assembly.
AUGGACUUGAUUCGACUGGACAAAGAAAGGUAACUUUAAGUCAGGUUUAACUCUCACCUAUGUGUAAAGGCAAUAAAAGUCUCAAUAUCUCAGGUAUCAACUUAUCUUCUCAGCCUCUCAUCUCAUCUUUUAAACAAGCCAGGAGUCUCAAAUAUUGAUAAAUGCGCAGACCCUCAGUCUCGUCUGAUACUUCUUGAUGAAUCUUUAAGCAAGCUUUCAACCGAAGAGCUUCCUGAUUCUUUGACCUCAAAAAUCCUGGAUAACUCAGUAGAAAUUAUUGAUCACACCUUAGAUUUAUCAUAUGACUCAUAUUCAUUCCAAGAAAUACUGAGACAGCUUCUUCCAAACACCUUGCCAAUUCUCCCAAACUUCGAAACUAUAGGAGACCUCGCUUACAUUAGGCUAAUUCCUGACUAUUCUGAGCAUUCAAGACUAUAGAGGUUUCCUCUAUAUAGCGCUGAAAGCGCAGACAUUUUCCCAGGAGCUUUCCAAGUUCGUCGGACCGAAUCGCUUUUUGGUCCGACCAAGGCAUUGAUUUGGUGCAACCAACCGAUAAAUUCCGAUCAGAAUUUAUCGGCCUUACAGCGCCAAACAUAGGAAACUUCUAUAAUCGGAGAAGUCAUUCUCGAUAAGAGCGGGAAAAAGUGCGUUGUCGGGAUUUUCCAAGAUAAAGCUGAGGUGAUUGCAGGAAGUGGAGACACCAAAGUAAACGCUGCUGAGCAUAACCUGCACAUAAAAUAUGACUUCCUUAAAGCGCCGCUGGCUGCUGGCUUGGAAAGUGAAAGAAAUAGACUAUUAGAAAAAUUUGAAAAAAAUUCAGUAAUUUGUGACACUUGUGCAGGGGUCGGACAUUUAGCACUGCUAGCCGCUCAAAAAGGGUAUAAUGUGAUUUCAAAUAGUGAAAACGAAGAAAAUUAUGAGGCUUUAGUGGCCAAUGCUAUUAAUAACCAACUUGACAAAAAAAUUUAUGCAUUUAAUCAGAAGCCCCUUGAGAUGCUUGAAAAUAUAAAAGAAUCAUGGGCAAGUAACGAUGAUAAGGAAGCUGAAGAAAUUCAAACCCAGAUGGUCCAUUAUCUCUUAAGGUCACCAGACUUUAAUGAUUUGCCCCACAAAAAGUUUAAUCAUCUAAUUUUAGAAGUUAAAGAUCCUGACUUCCAAGAAUUAGAAAAACUCUAUGGGUUCUUUAAAGGUGUUAGCUAUGAUCCUCUGCCGAAUUUGCAUUUUUAUGUAGAAUCAUCUGCAGCUGCUCCUAAAGAAAGAUAUAUCUUUUUCCAGCCAAUAAAUACUUGCCUACUUUGUAAUUUUAUUAUAAUAGCUACGGUAUCUAAUAACAAUAGACAAGUUUUUAUUUACUAUACACAUUGAUAUCAUUGAAAAGCUCUCCAAAGCUUGGAUGCACAAAAUCAAAGACUCACAAAUCCAAGAAGUUCACUACGUAAGAGACAAGCUCUACUGCAUUUCUCUCCAAAUCCCUCAAGAAGUCGCCUUUUCACAAGAUGAAAUCCUCAGAAGUGAAGGGAGCGUUUCGGAAGAAGAAAAUUCUGAAGAUCUCACUCCCCCCCCCUUUAAAUUGGAACUAACAAUUUUGUUCCAAUUUAAAGGGGGGGUUAAGAAAAUUUUUUUAAAAAAAAAAUAUCAAUAUAAAAUUUUUUUUAUAAAAAAAAAUUCCAAAAAAUUUAUCGAAUUAGAUUAAUAAAUUUGUUUAAUAAAAUGCUAUUUACUCUUUAUCCUUUAAAUCAAAGCAAGAUAUAACUAAAUUUUAUUAUUAAUUAAUACGCCACUAUUAAUUGGUAUCAAAACUGUUUACACAAAAAAAUUAUUAUUUUUAUUGAUAAAAAAAUUUAAAAAACAUAAUUCUAGAAAAAUUUAUGGAUCAAAGUGCUAAUUUUGUUUAAAUGAGAUGCCAUUUAUACUCUAUUUUUUGAAAUAAAGCAAGAAAUAAGUGAAUUUUCAAUUUUUGUAAAGAAUUCGCAUUGAAUUUAUAUCAAAAUAAUUUAAAUAAAAAAUAUCAUUUUAUCAAAAAAAAUAAAAAAAAAAAAUUAAAAUUUUUUUAAAAAUUUAGCAAUUAAGGCUAAUAAAUUUAUUUAAAUAAGAUACUCUUUAUACUCUAUUCUAUAAACAAGAGCAAGAUAUAACUAAAUUUUUAAUUUUAGUUAAGAAGAAAUAUUUAACUUAUAUCAAAUCUUUCUACAUAAAAAUUAUGAUUUUUAUAUAUAAAAUUUAUGAUUUUUAUAUAUAAAAUUUUUUAUUAUAAAAUUAAAUUUGUUCCAAUUUAAAGGGGGGUUAAUUUACCAAAAAAGUGCAAAUUUUACCGAUAUUUUGUUCCAAUUUAAAGGGGGGGAGUCAGAGAAACCAUGUCAAGACAAAUGGACUUUAUGCAGCGUUCUAUACGAGAAAGUGAGCUUGUACAUACUUCUCUAUUGAUGUCAAAUCUCAAUUCCCUUAUAAUUUCUCAGCAAGGAAAAAGACAACAGAGUAUGCCUGAAAGCCCAACGAAGCGUUUUAGGCCAAAUAAAUAG